Messenger RNA from Pollicipes pollicipes, 1758 nucleotides. RefSeq names its product innexin 2 (gene Inx2). Gene Ontology annotation, cellular component: gap junction; plasma membrane. The transcript has a single exon. Gene Ontology annotation, molecular function: gap junction channel activity. Bases 130 to 1206 code for a protein of 358 amino acids. NCBI's taxonomy places the organism in Eukaryota, Metazoa, Arthropoda, Thecostraca, Pollicipedomorpha, Pollicipedidae. The record is from RefSeq and is a predicted model, not a curated record. Gene Ontology annotation, biological process: phototransduction.
AGGCGGCGGCGGCGUCAGUAGGCGCCAGAGCUAGGCCGGUGCGCAGGCGCUCCGCCUCGAUUCGAGGUCCAGUGGUGGUGUAGUCAGUUGCUUGGCCGGUCGCGGGUAACCGCGCUACACGCAGCCAAAAUGUUUGAUAUUUUUGGCUCGGUGCAGGGUCUAUUGAAGAUAGACACCGUGUGCAUCGACAAUAACAUCUUCCGCUUGCACUACAAGGCGACGGUGGUGCUACUGGUGGUGUGCUCGCUCCUAGUGACAUCUCGCCAGUACAUCGGCGACCCGAUCGACUGCAUCGUCAAUGGCAUCCCCGGCAACGUCAUGGACACCUACUGCUGGAUCCACUCGACGUUCACCGUGCCGAAGGCGCUGACCAAGGCCGUUGGCGAGACGGUGCCUCAUCCCGGCGUGGACACGGUUCAGGAAGGAGAUGAGGUCAAGCACCACAAGUACUACCAGUGGGUGUGCUUCGUGCUCUUCUUCCAGGCGGUGCUGUUCUUCGUACCGCGGUACCUGUGGAAGAUCUGGGAGGGCGGCAAGUGCAAGAUGCUGGUCAUGGAGAUGAACUGCCCGAUCGUCGACGAGGACGCGAAGCGGGACCGCAAGAAGCUGCUGGUGGACUACUUCCAGAUGAACCUGCACAACCACAACUUCUACGCCGUACGGUUCUUCUUCUGCGAGGUCCUGAACUUCGUUAACGUUAUCUGCCAGAUGUACUUCACCGACAUGUUCCUCGGCUAUGAGUUCACCACGUACGGCUCUAGGGUGGUCCAGUACGCCAACAUGGAUCAGGAGGAUCGGCCGGACCCGAUAGCGCUGGUCUUCCCCAAGGUGACCAAGUGCACCUUCCACAAGUACGGAUCCUCAGGCACCGUGGAGCGGAUCGACGGCCUCUGCGUCCUCUCGCUUAACAUCAUCAACGAGAAGAUCUUCAUCUUCCUCUGGUUCUGGUUCAUCGUCGUGGCAGUGGUGACGGGUCUGUCGCUGCUGUACCGUCUGGCGGUGGUGAUCUCGCCCCAGGUGCGCCUGUACCUGUUCCGCGCGCGCGCCCGCCUCGCGCCACCGGAACAGGUCGAGACGAUCGCGCGCAAGAGUCAAAUCGGCGACUGGUUCCUGCUCUACCAGCUGGGCAAGAACAUGGACCCGCUCAUCUACAAGGAGUUCAUUCACGAUCUCUCGCGCCGCUUCGAGGGCAAGGAUACGCCCUAGGACACGUGUUCCCCGCCCGGAGAGGCACAGGGGAAGGCGGGGAAGGCUGUGCCGGCGGCCGCCGCCGCGGCGCGGGCACUCCUUGGGCUGCGGGCUCCUCCCCGCGUGAUAGCCGCGUCUGCCCCUGCCCCGCCGCCUGUCGGCUGGUGGGCACGUGGUGACACGUGCCCGCUUACGAUCACGUGGCGCCACGUGCCCACGUUUAGAGGACCGCAUGCACGCACCGUGGUGCGCGUGCCGAGCUUGGGACAGUACGACUGGCGUGGAAUGAUCGCUUUGUGACAGGAAAAACCAUCUCAGAAUUCGAUGAUAGCAUGGCGGCUACUGUCCACAUCUUUUGUAUACGUGAAGCUAUCUCAAUUGCGCCAUACUGCCGCAUGGAAUGCCUUCCAUUUCGUACAGCUCAUGCUCUGUGGAGAUUAUUGAGGCGUGCAUAUACCUGCCCCUGGAGUGUUUUUAGCUCGAGUGGAGUGAUUGCUGGUUCAAGGGGCCAACUGUCAGCUCAUAUGACUAUUUUGUGGAAAUAAACGAAAUGGCUGAUAACACGAAUAA